AUGUCAACUUCAACCUACAGUAAUUUGGAAAAUUGUAAUAAUUCACUACGAGAAUCAAUUCAACUACUCAAAAAUUCAACUGAAAUAUUGAAAGAAACAACAAGUGAUAGUCUAAGAUUAAAACAAGUCUUAACAUCAACAAGAACUUAUGGAUUAGUACCAAAAUUAGAUGUUGAUGAUGCCAAAGAAAAUUAUAGAAAUACUAUGACUCCACAAAUUAUGAAACAAUAUGUCAAAACUCAAAAUGAAGUUAAUAAAUUAGAACAUAAAAGAAAUGAACUAUCAAUAAAAUUAUUAAAUUUGAGAGAUAAAUUAAAAAAUUUACAACAAUUUAAAGGUCAAGAAUUGAAUUUUGAAAACUUGCUAAGAGAUCCAAGGUAUGAUCAAAAUAAAGUUAGAAAAUUGAGGGAUUUGAGAGCUCAGAAGCUAAGACUAAGAUAUAAUUUAAGUCUAAAACACUCUUAG
Lodderomyces jiufengensis is the source of this 465-nucleotide messenger RNA. RefSeq names its product Spc19p (gene SPC19). Bases 1 to 465 code for a protein of 154 amino acids. Gene Ontology annotation, biological process: attachment of spindle microtubules to kinetochore. Lineage: Eukaryota; Fungi; Ascomycota; Pichiomycetes; Serinales; Debaryomycetaceae. The record is from RefSeq and is a predicted model, not a curated record. The transcript has a single exon. Gene Ontology annotation, cellular component: spindle microtubule; DASH complex.